CAUUAACCAACUGAAUUUUGGACAUAAAAAGGUCUAUCAUGUGCUCAGGUGUAGUCAUUCAGUUUUGUUUUAAGUUAAAAUGACAACUUCCCGCAAACACCAUCACAGAGCUACUUUAAGAAAGGUAAAAAUUGUUAAACAAUCUUCAUGGAGACAAAGAAUGCGUUUGGCACUCCGAGACACUUUUUUUGAGUACACCAAAGUGACCAGAGUCAAUGGUAUCUGGAUGUUGAGAAAAAAUCGAACUAAAGGCCUCAUGCGAUUUAUGUGGUCUGGAUUGCUGUUGGGACUUCUUUGCCUUGGAACCUAUUUGUCAUUCCAGUUAUGGCUCAAAUUCUAUUCUUAUCCUAUAUUGAAUACAAUUGGAACAGAUUUAUCUAUUACUGAUGUUGCAUUCCCAGGUAUAACUGUAUGCAGCCCUAAAGUUGUUAACUUUGAAAAAGUUCAACAAUAUGUUAGAAAAUUGAUUCUUCCAGAUAAUAUAGAAGUGCAAGAUGUAUUGGCAGGAUUUGAUUUUCUUAAUGCAUUCACUGACCAAAACUGGAUACCAAACAAUGCAAGCUUUGCGGCAACAGACAGUGUUCUUGCUUUCAACAACAUUUCGAUUUAUGAAGCUGCAUUAGAAGUUAGUGCUGGAUGCGAGGAUUUCUUCCAACACUGCUUUUGGGGAGGCAAAGAAUUUCCAUGCAAACAAGAACAUGACUAUCUCUCUUUUGUUCCCUCGACUUCUUACCUUGGACCUUGCUGUUCAUUCAACUACAAUCCAAGAAAUGAGUCAUAUGUGCCUUUCGCAGCAAACAUAUUCGGUAUGGAUGGAGGAUUAAGUUUUAUCGGCAAAGAAGGCUCCGAAACAAAUCUUUCAACAGGAUUAAUUGUUCUUGUUCAUCAUCCGAUGGAUUAUACAACAGAAACUGCAGCUUCAGUAACAAUUAAUUCGAAAUACGAGUCUUUUGUUGAAAUAAUGCCUACUUAUCAAAGUUCAUCACUUGAAGUGCUGGAAUUAACUAAAACCAAACGCGAUUGUCUCACAUCGUCUGAUGUGUCCCUUAAAACAUAUCGCCAGGCUGCUUGUUUAGUUGCAUGUCAAGUUGAAGAGAUUUUAAAGACAUGCGGAUGUCAUUCGUACCAUUUACCAACUGCACAUACCGAAACCCAUAAUGAAUGCAAGCUUAAGGAUGCUGCUUGUUAUGCGGCUAAUUUUGAUAAUUUUAAAAGCCUUAAAUGUGAACAUUGCCUUCCGAACUGUUUUGAUGUAACUUAUAAAACCUCAGCCUACAACACAGAUCUUCGUCAGCAUAAUUUUUCUAUAAGUAGUCUAUACCGAAAUGAUGAAGUGAGUGAGGGAAGUUUUAUUGGACGAGUUUACAUGGCUAAACAAGCUGUACCAUCGGUUCGAAAGGUUACCGUGAUGUCCUGGAUUAGUCUCUUAUCUGAUUUAGGAGGUGUUUUUAAUCUCUGUCUUGGACUUAGCAUCAUAUCACUUGUGGAAUUUCUCUACUUUUUCACUUAUGUUUUCUAUAAAAACUAUAGAUUACAUGGUGUUCUAAUGAAAAACUGAACAAAAAAGGAAUUGUUUUUGAAAAAAUAAAAUUUAAUAAUUAUUUCUA
Episyrphus balteatus (marmalade hoverfly) is the source of this 1607-nucleotide messenger RNA. It is a transcript of the gene ppk6, whose product is annotated as sodium channel protein Nach. Gene Ontology annotation, biological process: sodium ion transmembrane transport. NCBI's taxonomy places the organism in Eukaryota, Metazoa, Arthropoda, Insecta, Diptera, Syrphidae. The transcript has 6 exons. The record is from RefSeq and is a predicted model, not a curated record. The coding region runs from base 80 to 1558 and encodes 492 amino acids. Gene Ontology annotation, cellular component: membrane. Gene Ontology annotation, molecular function: ligand-gated sodium channel activity.